Messenger RNA from Fusarium redolens, 892 nucleotides. RefSeq lists its product as uncharacterized. Bases 73 to 855 code for a protein of 260 amino acids. The record is from RefSeq and is a predicted model, not a curated record. The transcript has a single exon. Lineage: Eukaryota; Fungi; Ascomycota; Sordariomycetes; Hypocreales; Nectriaceae.
CUGACGAGACCAUGACAACCAGUGAGUGGCUCUGCCAUUUAGUUUGCAUGUUAAAAAGUAUCAAUCGUGAAAAUGGUUUCGCAACACGUCUAUGACCUGUGCCAAGCAAGAGAAACGGUGAGCUCAGUCUUGGCAACUGAUCCGAGCCAGACACCAGGAAAUAUUAUUAAGAAACUAUACGGUCAUCACGAGCACGGACUGCACCACAAAAUCUCAGCCAAAGAGGACACAGACAAAAACGAAGAUGCCAUCGAAGCAGCCCUCCAAUGUGGUCGUUGGGGCCCGUCGACUCCAAGUCCCUUAUUCCUCCAAGCAUUCGCCGACUCUCUACAAUGCCUGAACGAAGACCCAAUGGCAGGGGUCGUUUCGCCUCCAUUGAUGGGUUCCCAUGGAACUAUGCCCCUGACAGUCAUUGCUCCCCUUGCGGAUGUCAUGCGCCACUGCUCAAAUCUCAUCGUGCGGGCUGAGAAGGAAGUCUUCUUCAUCACAUGUUCAUGGGCACCCUCAGUAGCGCAAGCUCUAAUUAAGGAUUCCCUGAUCGAACUCUCGAAGCGAGCUGGAAAGAAAGGGAGACGAGUGGUUGCUAAGAUUAUGUAUGACAAGCCAGGACCAUGUAACGCUAUAAACCCACAUCAGUUUGUCAAACCAAAGUCGUACACCUCAAAGACGAUCGAUUUGCCUUCGCCUGAAGAAAUUCCCAACGUCGACCUCGAGGUAGUCAGCCUGCACCGCAUAUUACUAGGUACCAUCCACAACCCCUCUUUCGGCAUAACCCCUCUUUCGGCAAGCAAAAUAAAAAAAGCUUCACCAAAACUCAUCAACUUCACUUACACAAAUAUUGGCCAAAAUAAAUAGCUACUUGGAGGACAAUGCCUUUGCUGAUUAUAGAAAU